GGAUGUGACGUCCUGUUCGGAGAGGAGAUUGUAGCAUAUCCCGUAAACGCUGCUCGUUAACGUUGAUGUCUGGGGAGGAUAAUCACAAACAGCGGGAUGGCCGACUUUAACUGAAUGUGGCCGACUCAGGUGAACAGAAAGCGGGGUAGACUGUCCCAACACAGGGUUGAUAACAACACCAUCCACCCGGCUCCACAGACAUGGAUCUAACUUUUGUAAUAUCCGCUGUUAUCUUCACGCUGCUCGCUAUUGUAGUCGCUACGUCUUUAUUUAGCGGCUCAUCGCCUACCGUCGACUUUGCGAGUUAUUUCGGACACAGUGCUGCCGGAGGAUUAGAUGAAGCGGGGCCGCAGCAGAACGGCCAUCUGCCGGACAAUAAGAAGAAGAAGGCUGCGGACGACUGGUGUGAGAUCAGCGGCAGCUCGCAUGAUCACUGGGAUGUAGUGAAGUCUGUGCUUUCAGAGGAGGCACAUCCCCACCCUCUCUCAGAAGAAGUGGCAACACCAGUUAAGCACUCCUCCACAACCAGCCUGUCCUUGCCCAGUUCUGGGUGUAGACACCAGAGCUUAGAGGUAGACUCGUCGUCCGAGGCCUCGUCGAGGUUGUGUCGUAGGUCAUACAUUGGGCUCUCUGAAAAGCAACUCCUAAAGUGUGCUUUCUCAAUCCCUCAGACUGAAGAAGCCACAGAGAGCCCGGGGAUAGACGAUAACGAGGACAAAAACGAUUCCUUGAAGUACGUCCCUGGAAAGGCACGAUCUCACCACUUGCAGAUGAUGAUGUCUUCAGAGGAGCUGGAGGAGGAGCAGAGGAUACAGUCCAACACAGUCUGUAACUGUCUGUAGGCCUGAAAAAGGAGCAAUUAUGUGGGUGCAACGAGAGCAGCUGGCCGCCAUCUUCAAGCUGCUGAAAGACAACCAGGAGACGUUUGGGGAGGUUUCAGAUGGGGACAUGGAGGAGCAGCUCAGACUAUACUCUAUCUGAGACUCCUUCACAUUUUGGGAUCCCACCAUGUGAUGGCCUCUUUAUAUUAAGGACUACUGCAGUGCACCAAAUACUUUAAUAAACAGGUUCACAGUAUUCAACACAAGCUGUACAAUCCACAGAACAACCUCUCUUUGUGUUUUGAUUUGACAUACUUUGUGUUCUUUGAAUACCGUCCCACCACCUGUAAUCCACACACCCCAUGAUAUAAAUACUAAAUAUAAUUAGCUGGAUCCGAGGCACAGAUAUUCUCUAGCUACCGAUGUGUCAAUAAAAUCCUAUUGUUUGUA
Messenger RNA from Eleginops maclovinus (Patagonian blennie), 1271 nucleotides. Its product is annotated as matrix-remodeling-associated protein 7-like. NCBI's taxonomy places the organism in Eukaryota, Metazoa, Chordata, Actinopteri, Perciformes, Eleginopidae. Bases 201 to 842 code for a protein of 213 amino acids. The transcript has 5 exons. The record is from RefSeq and is a predicted model, not a curated record.